Messenger RNA from Colletotrichum scovillei, 837 nucleotides. RefSeq lists its product as uncharacterized. Lineage: Eukaryota; Fungi; Ascomycota; Sordariomycetes; Glomerellales; Glomerellaceae. The coding region runs from base 1 to 837 and encodes 278 amino acids. The transcript is spliced from 2 exons. The record is from RefSeq and is a predicted model, not a curated record.
AUGGCUAUGGGCAUGGAGAUACACCCGUCGGUGGCCUACCCGGAGGGAUCUACUACGGUACGGGUCGCUUUUACGAGGAGAAUUUGCGUAACGAGCAGCGGCGGCGGCAAGAGCAACAGCAAGAGCGAGAACAGAAUCAACAGCGACACAGGCACGAUCCACAGUGGCGGCCAGAAGAGCAAGAUGGAGAGCAGCAUCGACACGAUCAGCAGCAGCAGCAGCAGCCGCGGUAUUCCGCUUUUGGUGGUUUCAGCCAAGCGAGCGGCUCUGGACACGAAAGUGAUAGGGGCGUUCCUUGAAGCGCUGCAGAGGGAGCACUGGCGGCGGAGACAGCAGGAGGCUGACGCUGGAGGCGGUGGGUUUGGCCUUGGUCCUGGUGAUGGGUUUGGGGAGAUGGGUGAGGAUGACUUUGGACCGACAGAGGAGAUCCGGUUUGAGGAUCUGUUUGGGGAUAUCUUUGGAAGUUUCGGUGGAGGCGGUGCUGGUUCGUUUGAUCCUCGUCCCGGCCCUGGACCUGAACCUGACCAGGGCCGUACCGAUGGGCCUGGUGGCCAAGAUGGUGGCAGGGGAGGAGGUGCUCCCGGGCCCGAACCAGCGGCUUCUGGGCCCGGCAGGGGUGGCGGUGCCUUUCGGCCGGGCUACGGACCCCCACCGGGCCACUAUGGAGGUGGAUGGUACGGCUACGGCCCCGCGUUCGGGGACGCGGCGCGUGCUCGACGGGGAGGGGCGGGGAUGACCUUUGCUGAUCUCUUUGAGCUUUAUCAAAGCUGGCCUGGUCCGCACAAUUCGUUUGGGGAUUACGACGAGUCGGGAAAUAUGCCUCGAGCGUACUUUUGA